Meira miltonrushii is the source of this 1264-nucleotide messenger RNA. RefSeq lists its product as uncharacterized. Bases 33 to 1232 code for a protein of 399 amino acids. The transcript has a single exon. Lineage: Eukaryota; Fungi; Basidiomycota; Exobasidiomycetes; Exobasidiales; Brachybasidiaceae. The record is from RefSeq and is a predicted model, not a curated record.
ACACCCAUCUUCAAUGAUCACACAAUGUCACAAUGGCAAGGAUAGCAUCUAUGAUCGCUAGGCUAACACCUCCUGUCAUCGUACAGGGAGAUAUCUUGCCUAGCUUCGGUCGAAUAUGCAGAACAAACCAUGAAGGCAAGGCGGAAGAGACUAUACCAUUCUCACAAGCUAAUACAAGCUUGAAAGACUUGGCACCUAUUCACAAUCCAACUCUGGAAAAGAUCGUCAAUUCUGCCUUGAAACAAGACCGAGUGAUAUUCUUUGGUGAACAACAUCAUCAACCAAAAGUGCUUUCCUCACAAUUACAGGUCAUCCAUCAAAUAUGGCAUUCAGCACGAAAGAGAGCCGAGGAAGAUUCAAAACCCGAACCAAAAUUGCACAUCGUCUUCGAACAAUGGUCAUUGGAAGAUCAACCUUUUCUGCAUAAAAUAAACAAAGCACAAACUGAAGAAGCGAGUGAACUCUUUAGCAAGUCUGAAGAAGUUACCUCUGAGGGAUUUUCCUUUAAUCAUUAUGCUUUAUUGAUCAAAUUGGCCCGAGAGAUGGGGGCGAAUGUUUGGGGUGGCUUUCCUCCCAGAACAUGGGCAAGAAUCAUCGCAAGAGGGGGAAGCGUUGAAGGAGAUCAUGCAGAGAAGCCAAGCAAAGAUUCUCAUGUAGCAUUUGAUGAAAUUCAAAAAUUGGAUCAAGAACGUUUUGAAGCUUCUUUGUCAGCGUUGAACUUGGCUGAGAAGGACGCAGAGACGAAACAAUUGCUAAUUCCUCCGCUCUCAACAGAGCAGUAUAAGCAGAUCGGGCAAGUAUCCUGGGCUCACAGAACGUACCUCAAAGGGAUGUUUGCGCCAGAUAAAAGGCCUUUGAUUCCGAGUGAAGCAACAGCAGGUCAAGAUAAUCCUCUGGAACGAGUGGGUUUCACACCUGCACAGGCAUUGAAAGACACCUUCUUUGCGCAUACGAUUUCGACGAUUCUUGAACGUGACCCAAACAAUAUUGUCAUUGCCAUUUGCGGACUAGGACAUUGCGAAUGGCGAUUUGGUGCCCCGGAAAGGCUACGGGGAAAUGCACAACCUUACAUUAUCGUCAGUAAGCCAAACGAUUCAGGAUUCUGGCCAGAGAAUACGGUUGAAAACACAGAACACGAUAGCAACUCCACUCCUUCUUCUCAUCAACAAAAAGGAGAAGAGUGGCAACGAAAGCAAGCCGACGCUAUUCUCUUGUACGACUGGGUAGAUUAAAGCUGUAUUUUUAGAGAUCUUAUGCAAUGUAU